AUGGAUGACAGUUAUUGGAUCAACAAAAUUCAUAAUUCUCACUCAGGAGAGUCACUUGAUAAAUAUCAAGUACAAUAUCAAAUAUCUAAUUCGAACUUUAACAAUUAUUCAAAAAAUGCUGUACUUCACUCGUUUAUGUCGGCUUACAAUAAUCAUGAAGACAUAGUGCUCUCACCUGAUGAUUUAUGGUUAAUGAUUUCGAUUUAUUUUUCAAAAUAUGUCAACGAUAAUGCUGAUCAAUUACGCCAUUUAUUUGUUGAUCAUAAAGAAAAGAAAAAGUUAGUAGUUACAGAACCGCCGGGUAAACGAGAUGAAGAUUGGAUCGAUUUUUUUUGUAUGAUGAAAGAAGAAAUAUCAAAAAAUGUAAAAAGUGUUGAUAUUAUUGAUCACUUAUUAUUAAAUUUUUCAAAAACUACACAAAUUGAAUCAAUUUUGUCUUAUGCCCGUAUAAUGGAUACGUUUAAAGCUUAA
Messenger RNA from Didymodactylos carnosus, 471 nucleotides. Lineage: Eukaryota; Metazoa; Rotifera; Eurotatoria; Philodinida; Philodinidae. The record is from the annotation of a GenBank genome assembly.